This is a messenger RNA of Serpula lacrymans var. lacrymans S7.9, 2451 nucleotides long. RefSeq lists its product as uncharacterized. Gene Ontology annotation, cellular component: TORC2 complex. The record is from RefSeq and is a predicted model, not a curated record. Bases 1 to 2451 code for a protein of 816 amino acids. The transcript has 7 exons. NCBI's taxonomy places the organism in Eukaryota, Fungi, Basidiomycota, Agaricomycetes, Boletales, Serpulaceae. Gene Ontology annotation, biological process: TORC2 signaling.
AUGCUGCUCAGUCGUGCUCGUAGAUCGUAUGAACACAGCGAGUCAUCGACACCACAGAGCGGGAGCAGCACGGGCACGAGUCUGGAUGAGGGCGAGAUAUCAGGCGUUGACGUCGAGCACGGGCAGAAGAAAGAGGGAAAAGCAGGAGACCGCCAUCGACGGUCGGCGUCUUCGAGUGAUGCUACUCCGCGGCCAGCUGCUGUGAUCCCUCGUGUCCUUUUUGGUACCACCGCCGGCGCACAGCAAGAGCAUCCUGCUCACCGACAGAGCUUGGAUACAUACAACGACGACGACCUCUUGAGUGUCGCCGGACUUGACUUGAGAGUCGCAGCUGGAGGUCACAAUCCGAACAAGAACAUCUUUACUUCCGAUUCUUUCUUUUCAUUUGCUCGCCCACGUUUUUCCAGCCAUCAGGACAGCAUCCAGCAGAUACAAAACACCCAUCAUACUGCUUCCAGACGACUCGCAGGCUUUCUGUCGUCCUCACCAUCUCGCUCACCCCAAAGAUCCCAUUCGCAUUCACGCUCAGAUACCAAUUCGAAGGGUGGCUUGGCUGUUCCAUCGGCCGAGUCCAGGGAACACACGAACGUGAUGGCUUCGUCUGUCAGUUCUGCGAACACCCUCAGUAAAGGUCACACCUCCCCAUCCAAGGCCUCUGCGCGCACAUACGACUCUAAACUUGUUUCUCGUGAGAUGCACAGAUUAGGCACACUCUCGCCCGCCCAUUCGCACUCGCAUACGCUUGCCUCGUCGCUCACCGCGAACCCUUCGUCCUCUACACUCGCGUUAGCGCCCUCUUCGGCGUCAAUAGCUACAUCUGGGACAUAUGUUGGCGGAUCUAGUUCUGUCCUUGGUGUCCCAAGCGGGGCCAUCUCAGUUAACUCUGGUCAUGUCAUCGCUUUAGGUAUGGGAGGACUGGACAGGGAUAAUCCAUGGGGAACAUUGCAUGUGCAUGUUCUUCCCCUUUUCAACGAGGAACCACUAAGGGUGCCAAUAGAAGACCUCAAUACUCUUGUCAAAAAACAUAUACAGGCCGUCCUCUCUGCAUCUCCAUCAAAGGCGCUCUCAACUCUCGAGAACGACGCAUUGGAGCUUGUGGGUGCGGGUAUGAUCACCCUUAACGCUAAACUAGUUGGUUUCGGAGAAGCCAAGUUCUCGAGUGACUCAAAACUCCCUAAUGUGGAUGAAGACUUGCUACUUCCCCGUCUCGUCGAGAUAUGGUCGUUCUUCUGGGACCAGAUAUUACCAUAUGUUGAAGGGGUUCUCCUACCACUUCAAACAGAUCCCCUACUUUCCUCACUCUACCGAAACCCAAAACAACACCGAACGUCCUCUCCCACGCGGCAGGGUGCCAAACCAUCCUCCUUCUCUCCUUCUUAUGGCUCUCCAUCUUCCAUGAGUUACGGCUCACCUGGGUCUACGACCUCGUCUUAUGCCACCUCAACUACAACGAUCGACGUACGGUCCAUCGCUCUUCGUGCGUUUCGCGAUAAAGUCGUUCUUCCUCUGCAUGCUUCUCUCCUUGCACGGCUCUCACCACCUCUCGUUAGAGAGACGCUUCUUGUCCUGACAUCGCAAAAAUCUCACCGAGUCAACCCGCACCCGCAUACACACACUCAUCCAGCAUCAUUAUCUCCUUCUAACCCCUACCUACACCGCCCCACUAACCACACCCACUCGCAAGCAGACGCACAGCCGACAACCGGUUCUCUCCUCCGUGCUCUCUCCUCUGCUCUUCAGUCCCAAGCCCAGCACCACCAAGCGCAUAACAGAACCUCAACGCAUUCGCCGAACUCGCCACGCUCUUUGUACACACACACCUCACCACAUUCAUAUGGGAGGACACAGGUGCCGGGGGCGCAUGCGAGUAUAUUUGGAUCUAGUAUAAGUCUUGGGGUGGGUGGGAUGAUUGGACGCGCACCGAGCUUUUUGUCGGGCGGGACACCACGUGAUAGGAGGGGUAGGGUCGCUGGGAAAGGAAAGGGAAGUACGGCGAGUUUGGGUGGGCGUGUAGACGAGGACGGUGGGGAGUUGGGGACGGCGGUGGCGACGAAGCGGAGGUUUGGACGUGUUGGAUCGUAUGAGCUCGAUGGCAGAGAUGUGGACUUGGAAGGUGAUGAGUAUGAUGGAGGGGAGACACCCAGAGUUGGGGUUGGUGCCGAACGGUUACGAGAACGAGAGAAGGAAAGAGAAAGAGGGAGAGUGGUGCUUGAAUCGUUGAGGAGUCCAGCUGCUUUUCAUAACGACGACGAUGCCGCUGGGUAUCAUCGUGCAAGUGUAGGUGGGUGGGGGCUUGGAGCUGGGAGUGAAGAGCACGUGGGUGGGGAAGAGGAGGAGGACGAUGAGGACGAACAGAUGGACUGGGAUCAAGCACAGGCGGUCGUUGAGCGGAUGGUAGGUAUGAAACCGAUGGAGUCACCAACAGAGACAACGCGCAGGAGGGGUACGUGA